AUGGCUUUAAGUUGGGUUGUUACCAUUGCAAACACAAUUACUCUUGGAAACUCGAAAUCACAAUCAUUGAUCGAAUUCAACAAAAAUCAAACGAAUCAGAGUAUCAUUUCCAUUUCGAAUGAAAAAUAUUCCGAGUUUUUUCAAAUGCCUCUUCAUUAUCCAAGAUACACAAAACAUGAUUACGAGAAGAUGGAGGAAUGGAAGAUUGAUACGCUUCUCAGAGAAUAUGGACUUAAUUUUCAGGGGACUGUUGAUGAGAAGAGGAGAUUUGCUAUAGGUGCAUUUGUGUGGCCUGAUCAACUUUGA
Messenger RNA from Solanum tuberosum (potato), 306 nucleotides. RefSeq lists its product as uncharacterized. Bases 1 to 306 code for a protein of 101 amino acids. The transcript has a single exon. NCBI's taxonomy places the organism in Eukaryota, Viridiplantae, Streptophyta, Magnoliopsida, Solanales, Solanaceae. The record is from RefSeq and is a predicted model, not a curated record.